AUGUCGCUGUUUCGUUUCAAAUAUUGUAUUUUUCUCCUUGUGAUCUUUGGAUGUGUAGCCGUAUGGUUUUCACACGUUUUGAUCAGCGUUCGUUAUUCCCGCCGGAAAGGUAAGUACAUGAUGAUUAGCUUGUGUGUGUAAGUGUUUUGUUUUUUGCUGAUCUAAUAUAUAUAUUAAAGUAUACCAUUUGUUACCUCACAGAAAUCGCGCCAGAAGCCCUACCCGGUAUGGUUUUCGUGGAGUUCGCGCAAAAGCUAUCCUGCAUAGUAUGAACAAAGCGUAGUUCCUUCGAUGCUUCGUGUGCACUACUAAAAAGGUGACAAAUUUUAGAAAACCGCUUUACUUGGGAACAGAUAUAUAGGGCUUUUAUCAUGUUUGUUAUGGAAGCUCACGAGAAAAUAUCUUUACUGACGCGAUCUGACAGAAAAAGUGUUUCAUCUUGAAGUUUAACUAGGCUUAAACUUAAAUGAUUGACAAAGAAAUUAAACUGUGCAUUUUUCUCCGAUAACGACAAGCAAAAAUUUUAAAUUUAUGAUGUUUUGGGUGGUCGUUGCAACAUUUUGGUAAAAUUACAUAUAAGUCUCUUGAGUAAACUCUCAAAGGCGGAAUAAUUUCAUGGUGUUAUAUUUGCACAAGGAUCUCCUAACUUCGGGAGGUUAUCAAAAUUUAAUUUAUUUCAAAAAUUGACAGGCAGGUUGUAUAUGAUGACUUUAACAUUUUUCAAGACCAGCUUUUUGAAUAAUCCACCGUGUGUUAAAAAAAAGCUUUUGAACGCCGUUGCAUUAGGACUGAACGUUCAUUUACCUCCGGUGUAAGUAUGGUAAAUUGACAUUACCAGCAAAGGACCGCCAACGAAUAGGCGAAGAAAGUAGGAUCUACAGAAGACCUGAUCUGCAAAAAGGUACAAAGUAGACACAUUGAAUUCUGCAAAGCUGAUCGUAUACUACGUGAAAAUUAACUUUGCCAGGCAUAAACACGACCGUGACACCGAAAAUGAAGGAAAAGUUGGCUCGUCCAGGAAAAAUCGGGUAGUGGAGGGACCCUCGGCUUCUACCCGAGACAAGUUUUCUCCAUACGAACGGGGCUUUAGGGCUGGUUUUACGCGAACGACAAAUUGACUCAGGAAAACUAAUUAUAAACCGGUGCGACUGAAUCAUAAGUGCUCUUUGAUAAAGCUAACAUCUGCCCGGUUUACACGUGUAAUGCAGCGGCACAAGGCACCAGCACAAGAAAAUAGACAUGAUUUACAUUUUUCGUGCUUUGUACUUGCGUAGUACGUGUGAACUAGACUUGUUGAAGGGGACCUGAUGGUAACUGAUUGAACGGGGAAAGGGUAUUAGGUAACGAACGCGGGGACGGGAAAAUGAAAAAUAGAAAUCAUAACCUAACUUAGCUUAACUUAAUAGUUAAAACCUAGCCUUAUCCGUAACAUGAUUUUCCCCUUUGUCUGUUUUGUUCCAAAAUAUAAAAAUCCAGCAAGUCCACAGCGACAAACCAAUGAGUGGUGCCGGAUCUCCCAGCUGUAGACUUGGAUCAGUAUUAUAACAGCUUGAAGAAAAUCAUGAAACGGCAAACUGAUCAUCACGGCAAAAGGCGAUGAAGAAGUAAAAAAGAAAAAAAAUAUAUAUAUAUAUAUAUAUAUUUAAACAAAAUGUAUAUUUUUUCAUUUUAUUCUUUUGUUUACUUCUUCAUCCCCUUGUCGUAAGGAUCAGUUUGCCGUUUCAUGAUUUUCUGUUUCGUUCCUAUUUUUCCCUUUUCCGUUACUUGCUCUCGUUUCUCGUUUCUCGUUUCUCGUUCCCUGUUUUACAAACAUCCAUAGUCACAAACGGUUUCUUGUGGGUUGAAAGAGGGCCUCUACAUUUCCUGUAGUUCCAGUGCCAAUUAAACCUGAUGUGCCAUUUUUCCAAUGUCAACUCCAGUUUUGUGCGUAAUGACAUUAUUUUUCGCUAUGUUGUUAAAAAAUGCCUUGUAGCUACAGUUAGGAAAGAUUUACCUGAGAGAAGAAAGCCGUUAUACAUUUACUGAGUUAGACAAAAAUACAGCCCUUUCCCCGCUCCCCUUAAAAUGUCCAAUCGUCGAUUGCGCAGGAUUACUAAUCUUAGGGCGCUGACGAACUGACCGGUUGGACCACACUGUAUUUGAAAAACAAAUAUUAAAAAGGCUUUUAGUUCUUGCUGGAUAUUCCUGAUAAAUAGUGCAAAUUUCAGUUCAAACACUAAAACUGGCGGCCAGUUCUAACGAAUGUAAGUCCCCUUAGUUUUUAUCCAUAGUUGUCGGCGCGUUUGAUUGACUGUAUUCCGGAAUAUGAAUAAAUCGAAUAAUCCAUGGAAAUUAUUUGUUUUCGCAUUGAUUGAAUUGCGAUUAACUGUAUUCAAAAAUCGACCAAUGUGAGGAAAAUUGACUUUUGUGGUACAAGUUCAAAAUUCGAUGUCGCUCAUUUUUUGCUCCUCGAUAACCCUUAAUGAGUCAUGAAACAGGCUGUAGAAAGUUUUUCUAAAUUGGUUAUUUGCACAUCUCCCAUUAAUAAUACCUUGUUUGCCGCUCAACAUUUUGCAAAGCUUUUUUUUUCUUUUUUUUUUCUCCUGGGUAUUUCAGACGUAAAAAAAACUAAAUACAAUGUUUAUGAAAUUUUUGGGCGGUAAACAAGGGGUAUUAUGGGAGAUGUGCAAAUGGCAAAUGACGUGUUCUCUCGUUAAAAUUUGAGAAAACUCGUUAUAACGGUUCGGAGCUUUUUCUCACAUUUCAUCGAGUCGUGCGUCAAACUACAACGAUUUGGCAGUCUUUGAACGACACAUACAGCUUUUCCGACUUUUUUUCCUUAUAAAAUGAUAGAUUUGUCUUCUCUUUUUCCAAUGUGGCGGCAGAAAAUUGGAAAACGAGAAGACCCUGCUGGGGACGAGGUUAAAAAUCAUAAGAAUAAAGUAAUGCAAAUUUAAACCAUGCGCUAUAACUUAGAAUUUGCAAAUUGACUUUCUAUGGAUUAAUUGGAGACCAAUCUAUCAGAAAAUCAAAAGGAAUUUCUAGGAAAACUGGAACGAUUUUAAAUCCAGUGGUGUGUAAGAUCCCGAAUUCAACCCUAACUUUGCCAAAAAUCGCGACAUCCACAGCUAACCUUACACUCUUUGAUUUACAUCCACAGAUUCAACAUUGUUAAGCCAAAGACUAGCUGAACGAAGGCAUAUUCUCCGACAUCAGUGUGCAAAGAAACCACCAGAUCCAAACUUUUUAGAAAAUGCUGAUUUUACUCGUUUCAUCGUUAUUGAAGAUCUAAAGCUUGUGUUCUGCUUCAUCCCCAAAAUUUCCUGCACGACUUGGAAACGAGUUCUGUAUGAGGCCAAAAACAACGGCACUAAACUUCGUGGAAAUCCGCAUGAUAAAAAGCAUUUUUCAAGGCUUGAUGAUUAUUUGCCAGCAGAAAGAAAAGCAAUUCUUGACACCUAUUUCAAGGCCAUGUUCGUUCGAGAGCCUUUCGCCCGUUUGCUGUCAGCCUUCAGGAACAAGGUAGAGGCAAGAACAAUUUUUGAUGCUAGGCUUCAAACUUUUGCCACAAACGCGACAUCAAAGGAAAUGGAAAAGAAAAAGUUCCUUCAUUUUGUUAGAUAUAUCCUUUCUUUCAAUCAUUCAUUGCCAACAAUGAACCAACACUGGCGCUCCUACGAGCAGAUCUGUCCUUGUGAAGUGGACUAUGAUUUUAUUGGACAUUUCGAGAACUUAGGAGAGGAAGCGCCUCAUUUGUUAAGAACGAUAGGUGUGGAUCACUAUGUAACUUUUCCUGAUUACCACCCGUCUCGCUCUAAGCCUUAUCUUUUAGAAUACUUCUCCCAGCUAAGCAAAGAGGAAAUAUUCAAACUUGGAAAGUUUUACGAGCUUGAUUUUAAGCUUUUUGGCUAUGAUUUCCCUGGUCCAGUCAAGGAAUUUGUGGACAAGAAUGACUGA
Molecule: messenger RNA, 3936 nt
Organism: Porites evermanni
Lineage: Eukaryota; Metazoa; Cnidaria; Anthozoa; Scleractinia; Poritidae
Source: the annotation of a GenBank genome assembly